AUAUAUUUAUAAAUCUUUCUUGAUUCUUUUACUUGUGUUUUCUUUCGAAUAAUUACUGUAAUCAAUACUUAGUUACCUGUGCAUAUUUACAGAUCUUUGCUGUGCUGAGUUUGGGCAGCCUUUGGUGUCUCUCUUGCCAAGUUGAGUUCACCUGAGCGGAAAAAUCAAGGAAUUCAUCAGGACUAAAUUUAUCAUUUGGUAGGAGAAAGGAUGGCUGAUCAAUCCCCCAAACUGACCAGAAUAGGCCUUGCUGGUCUUGCUGUGAUGGGGCAAAAUUUAGCCCUGAAUAUUGCCGAAAAAGGGUUUCCAAUUUCUGUUUACAAUCGGACCACAUCUAAAGUCGAUGAGACUACUGAGAGAGCAAAAGCGGAAGGAAACCUUCCUGUCUUUGGCUUCCAUGAUCCUGAAUCAUUUGUGCAGUCAAUCCAAAAACCCCGUGUCAUUAUCAUGCUUGUCAAAGCUGGGGCUCCUGUUGAUCAGACCAUCAAAACACUCUCGGCUUACAUGGAGAAAGGUGAUUGUAUCAUUGAUGGCGGAAACGAGUGGUAUGAGAACACUGAGAGGAGGGAGAAAGCUAUGACUGAAUUAGGCCUUCUGUACCUUGGUAUGGGAGUUUCUGGUGGUGAAGAGGGUGCUCGAAAUGGACCUUCUCUGAUGCCCGGAGGAUCCUUUGAAGCCUAUAAAUAUAUAGAAGACAUCGUUCUUAAAGUAGCAGCCCAGGUUCCUGAUAGUGGUCCCUGUGUGACCUACAUUGGGAAAGGAGGAUCUGGAAACUUUGUUAAGAUGAUUCAUAAUGGGAUUGAGUAUGGUGACAUGCAGCUGAUUGCUGAGGCCUACGAUGUGCUGAAAUCAGUUGGAAAACUGUCAAACGAGGAACUCAAAAAUGUUUUUUCAGAAUGGAACAGGGGGGAGCUUCAAAGUUUCUUGAUUGAAAUCACAGCUGAUAUUUUCGGAAUUAAGGAUGACAAGGGAGAUGGCUAUCUGGUUGACAAGGUCUUGGACAAAACUGGGAUGAAGGGUACUGGUAAAUGGACUGUCCAGCAAGAAUUGUCAGUUGCAGCCCCCACGAUUGAAGCUUCUCUAGAUUCGAGAUUCCUGAGUGGUUUGAAGGAGGAAAGAACUGAAGCUGCCAAAGUCUUCAAAUCUGGUGGUUUUGGUGAUAUUCUAGCUGAUCAGGUGGUUGAUAAGGAAAAACUGAUUGACGACGUAAGAAAAGCUCUAUAUGCAUCUAAAAUAUGCAGUUAUGCUCAGGGAAUGAAUCUGAUUCGUGCCAAGAGCAUUGAGAAAGGAUGGGAUUUGAAGUUGGGGGAACUAGCCAGGAUAUGGAAGGGAGGCUGUAUCAUUCGUGCUAUCUUCUUGGAUCGCAUCAAGAAGGCAUAUGACAGAAACCCGGAUCUCGCAAACCUCCUAGUCGACCCUGAGUUUGCAAAGGAAAUCAUCGACAGGCAAUCUGCUUGGAGAAGAGUCGUAUGCCUUGCAAUCAACUCAGGCAUCAGCACUCCUGGAAUGUCUGCUAGUCUUGCUUACUUCGACACUUACAGAAGGGAGAGAUUGCCAGCUAACUUGGUCCAAGCUCAAAGAGACUACUUUGGUGCCCAUACAUACGAAAGGGUUGAUAUCCCAGGAUCCUUCCAUACCGAGUGGUUUAAGAUUGCUAAAAAGAAGAACAAUUAAGAUUUGUUAUCUGGUUAUUGUUUUUUCAUAAAUAAUGUGGGGACAUCAAUCUUGAAUGUCAUUCAGCACUUGAUUCCCGACUCCACAAUAUUGUUACCAUUGGAAAAAAGAACUAGGAGAAGUUUGUUUCGACUUGCUUCUUUUACUUUGUUAAUUUUCAAGAGCACCUUUGUGCUUUUUGGUGUUGUACGUACUCUCUUGGAUGUGAUUGUUGAUUGAUGAUGUUUAUGAAGAUUUGGUGUAGCUGUUUCUCUA
Sesamum indicum (sesame) is the source of this 1929-nucleotide messenger RNA. The record is from RefSeq and is a predicted model, not a curated record. NCBI's taxonomy places the organism in Eukaryota, Viridiplantae, Streptophyta, Magnoliopsida, Lamiales, Pedaliaceae.